Molecule: messenger RNA, 3507 nt
Organism: Bemisia tabaci
Lineage: Eukaryota; Metazoa; Arthropoda; Insecta; Hemiptera; Aleyrodidae
Product: RUN and FYVE domain-containing protein 2
Cellular component (GO): cytoplasm
Molecular function (GO): metal ion binding
Source: RefSeq, a predicted model, not a curated record
UUUUUAUUUUGUGACGUAGUGUUUUUAUUCAACUUUAUCAGUUUUAUCAAACGAAUUGCAAUGCAUUUAUAAUUAUUCUUACAUUAAUUAUGGCUGCCUUUGGUGAAGGGUUGCCUACAGGUCCUGAGGGACCAUCUAAAGUUGGUUUUAGUCCCACUGCUGGUGAAUUUUUCUUCAAAAGUGCCUCAAGAUCCCCAUCAGUUACCUCCGUUGAGAGAUGGCCCCAACUGUUAGUUUCAAACUCAAAAUCAGACAAAUUGUCCCAGAAAGUCCGAGAUCCCGGCUUGAUUGAGCGCAGAAAUUUGGUCAAUAUCUCUAAGCUUAUUGUCAAAGAGUUAAUUGAAACGUCUGUGAAAUAUGGACGGAUGCUGGAUUCAGAUAGCAUGCCCUUACAGCAUUUUUUUAUUGUUCUGGAACAUGUUCUUCGACAUGGGUUGAGGCCUAAAAAGGGUCUAUUAGGACCGAAAAAAGAACUAUGGGACAUCUUACAAACUGUCGAGAAACUCACUGCAGAAGCACAAGAUAUCACAGCAAGUGUUCGGGAUUUACCAACUGUGAAAACAGCCAUGGGUCGAGCAAGAGCCUGGCUUCGCUUAGCAUUGAUGCAAAAGAAGUUAGGAGACUACCUAAAAGUUUUAGUCGAUCACAAAGAUGAUAUACUGUCAGACUAUUAUGAACCAGACGCUCUUCUCAUGAGUGAGGAAAUUAUAGUUAUCGUUGGUCUUCUCCUAGGAUUGAAUGUCAUAGACUGCAAUUUGUGUGUGAAGGAAGAAGACUUAGAUUGUCAGCAAGGAGUCAUUGAUUUCUCCCUGUACCUGCGUAAUGCUUGUCCUGUCAAUUGUAGUGGAAGUUCAAUUGAAAACGACCCUGACUUAGAGAAUAUGACUGCAGUCCUAGAUCAAAAAAAUUAUAUCGAAGAACUAAACAGGCAUUUAACAGCCACAGUUGGGAAUCUUCAAGCCAAAGUAGAAGCCUUAACAACCACCAAUGCUUUAAUGAAAGAAGACUUGGAGAUAUCAAAAAGUAAUCUGUAUGCUUUGAUGGAAGAAAAUGCCAAUUUGAAGGCCAAAUUAAGCUCUGUGAAUAGCUCAGCACAUAUUGAAGAGACAACCAAAGGAACUAAAGAUGUGAAGGACGAGAAUGAUCCCAUGAAGAAGGAAAUGGAACAGCUUAAACAACAGUUAGAUGCUGAAAAAAAGCAAAAGCAGGAUGCAAUGAAGGAACUACAUCUACAGUUAUGCUUGAAGAAUGAAAUGGAAGUUGCCAUGAAACUUUUGGAGAAGGACAUUCAUGACAAACAAGAUACAAUCACUUCACUCCGUUGUCAGUUGGAUGACAUUAAAGUAAUCAACAUAGAAAUGUAUAAAAAAUUACAGGAAUGUGAGGAAGAACUGACUCAAAAAGGAGAGAUGGUCAGCAGACUUCAAGCAAAAACCUCACAAAUCGGGCAGCUUUUGAGCAGUUUACAAAAGCACAAUCAUUUACUGCGAGAUCCACCUCCGAAAACAGAGAAGUCUAAAAAGAGUGAGAAGUCGCCGAGUUCAAAUAAUGAAAACUCAGCGUCUGGAAAAGAAUCCUCCAAGAAUGUUGAGAAGUCUGAAAGAAAGGAGGAAUAAUUUUGAAUCUUCUCCCUUCAUUUUCAUUUGAUUUAUUUUAUGUUACCUCUCCUGUCGUUUGAGUCUCAUUUCAGAGUUAUGUUCACAGGAAUGCGAAAAUUCGCUCAAGCACAAAACAGAAUUGAUUACUAAACUAGAGGCUAAAACUGUCACCAUGUCUGAUGCUUUAGAGAAAUUGGAUGCUAAGUAUGUUCUUGUGUUCUUUAGUCCUUUUUUUUCUUUUUAAGUGAAAUUUUUUUUCUUGAAUUUUUCCUUUGUAAUUUAUACGUUCAUUUUGCUUGCCCAAAUUUCAAACCAAAGCUGAGCUCUCCAUUUGAAAAUUUUAUAGAGUUAUCAAUGGGAGAAAAGAAUGUUAUCUCCAUCAGAAAAAAACGGCUCCAUUUUUGAGGAAAACUCUUUAAUGUUUCCUUUGAAGUCUAUGUAUGUACUUGGAACAUUUUUUCAAUGAACUAUUUUGGGCUGGGCAAGCAACAAUUUUUAAAAGUCUAAAUCCAUCACUUGCAUCUCAAAUACUCAACCUAAAAUGAAAUCCCAAAAUAUUUGCUGUUCAUAAGACUUCUAGCUCUUUCUCUUUGGAAAUUGUAGAUGUCAUUUAGCGCUUUUCUGACACAAGGGCGUAACUACACAUAGCAAUGAAUCCAAUGAAGUCCAUGUAGCGCAAUGUUUUUCUGGGUUCAUCUCAAAAUGUAGUUGCACCUUUUUGUCAGCCAAGCGACGUAUUGCUUAAAUAACCAGACAGGUUAUUACGUUUUGCAGGAGACCUAUUUUGUACAAUUCAAACCAAGUUACAAAGACGCAGGUGAAUAAUUAUGGUAUUUUUUCCCACCAAGUCAAUUUCUUUAGAAAGAAGUUGGAUCAGUAGAGCUUAAAAAGAAUCGAUAGUUGCCUUGGAAGGUUUGAGGAUUUUUUCUACUCUUUACUCUUCCAAAACAUCGUCCAAAACAUUUCAAACUUGCUUCCAUACUGAUAUCUUUUUAUUGAAACAAUGUACCUGAGGCCAGUAAAUCUUAGGGCAUGUUUUUAUAGUGUGAUACAUGUGUGGAAGAUACUUAAUCUCUGGGAUGUUAUAAAUGAGAAAAAAUGAAAUAAGUUCAAAUUCUACGGUCUUGUAUAAGCUGUAAUAUUUUAAAACACAGCUCCGAUCAAUUCCCAUGAGAUGUAAAAUCAGUCUUCUGUAUCCAUAUCUUCCAGUCUUCUGGUGUUCUAAGUUUUUCCGCUUAGCUUUGAAAAACACAAUAAUUGAAACUUCUUUUUGAGAUUCACAGAACAGUACAUCUCUCAAAAUAAGUUUUUUUCUAUUCUCAAGAUGAUUAAUUUGUUUAAAAGAGAAAUACCUUUUUUAAUAUCAUGCAAACGUUGCUUUAAAGCAAGAAGUAUGUGCCUAAAUUUGUUUAUUGCUUGUUCCUGAAAUCUUUUGAAAUUGGUAGAUUCAAAUUGUGAAUCUGUUAUAAAUUUGUAUUUCUUCCUAACUCAUAAAUAUAACUGAAAAGUCUUUUGAGUCAUUAUAAAGGAAGAAAUGACAGAGCGUUUACUAAGAUUAGUAUUUUCUGAUUUUAAUAGGUUCAUUUUUAUUUUUCCUAUCCAUCUAUGGGACUCUUAUAGAUCAGUAGUAAAAAUUUUUCUGUUUUGAUUGUAGUUGCCCUUCAGUCAGAACUUUGGAAAUCUUUCACCACUGGCAACUAGGCUCCAAUCAAAAUAACUUUUUUACAAGGCUUUCGUGAAAUAUUUUUUUUAAAUUUUUUUCAUGCUAUCUGCACAAUUUGUUUUAAUGUUAAACCGAUUUAUUACAAAUUUAUCUCAUUAAGUUUUAUGUACUUUGGCUUUUUUUGUACAGGUAAAUGAUAAAGAAUGACUUUAGGGAAGUUUGAAAAUAAAUGUUCUUGUUGAAAAA